Solanum tuberosum (potato) is the source of this 555-nucleotide messenger RNA. RefSeq names its product geraniol 8-hydroxylase-like. Gene Ontology annotation, molecular function: monooxygenase activity; iron ion binding; heme binding. The coding region runs from base 1 to 555 and encodes 184 amino acids. NCBI's taxonomy places the organism in Eukaryota, Viridiplantae, Streptophyta, Magnoliopsida, Solanales, Solanaceae. The record is from RefSeq and is a predicted model, not a curated record. The transcript has a single exon.
AUGACUGAGCUUCUUAGAGCUCCAGAGAUUAUGAAGAAAGUCCAAGCCGAGCUGGUAGAACUCCUCGGAGAAGGUAAACCGAUGGACGAAGCUGACAUUGCCCGACUCCCUUACUUGCAGUGCAUUAUUAAAGAAACUUUCAGGAUGCACCCUCCAGCUCCUCUUUUGGUUCCUCGAAAAGCAGAACAAGAUGUUGAGGUGUGUGGCUACACUGUCCCUAAAGGUUCAAAAGUGUUGAUUAAUGUGUGGGCAAUUGGCCGGGACUCAACUCUAUGGGAAGACCCUUUGGUGUUUAAUCCUGAUAGAUUUAAGGAUUCAAAAUUGGAUGUGCGAGGUCAAGAUUUUGAGUUAAUUCCAUUUGGGGCUGGUAGAAGAAUUUGUCCUGGUCUGCCAUUGGCAAUAAGGACGAUCCCAGUAAUGCUUGGCACACUGUUGAAUACAUUUAAAUGGAAAAUUGAGGGUGACAUUGCACCAAAAGACUUGGACAUGCAGGAAAAAUUUGGCCUCACCUUGGCCAAACUUCUUCCUCUCAGAGCUGUCCCUCUUCCCCUCUGA